AUGAUUAACGCCGUCCUCGUAUUCAAUAAUAAUGGCCAGCCCCGGUUGACCAAGUUCUAUACGCAGCUGGACACGCAAACACAACAAUCUCUCAUCGCGCAAAUAUACCGUCUAGUAGCGCAGCGUCCAGCUAGUGCUUGUAACUUCCUUCCGCUCCCACCACUCCUCUCACAGGGUGCCAGCUCCUCCGCCUCCGGACCCUCCGAUGCCCCCACCCAAAUCACAUACCGCACCUACGCAACGCUAUCCUUUAUCAUGAUCUCAACGUCCACCGAGUCCCCGCUUGCGUUGAUUGAUUUGAUUCAGGUGUUUGUCGAGGCGCUGGAUCGCAUGUUCGAGAAUGUCUGCGAGUUGGAUCUUAUCUUCGGGUAUGAGACUCUUCAUGCUGUGCUGGGUGAGAUGAUCGUUGGCGGGGUGGUUGUUGAGACGAAUAUUGAUAAGAUUGUUGCUGGUGUGCGUGCUCAGGAGGGAUCACUGGGUAAGAAGAAGGCUGUUCAGGCUGCUAGCAGUAGUCUGGGUCGUGGGGCUUUGCCUGGGUUGGGGGCGUGGAGGUGA
Penicillium bovifimosum is the source of this 555-nucleotide messenger RNA. Its product is annotated as putative AP-3 adaptor complex subunit sigma. Gene Ontology annotation, cellular component: intracellular membrane-bounded organelle. Gene Ontology annotation, biological process: vesicle-mediated transport; protein transport. The record is from RefSeq and is a predicted model, not a curated record. Lineage: Eukaryota; Fungi; Ascomycota; Eurotiomycetes; Eurotiales; Aspergillaceae. Bases 1 to 555 code for a protein of 184 amino acids. The transcript is spliced from 2 exons.